Molecule: messenger RNA, 1473 nt
Organism: Nothobranchius furzeri (turquoise killifish)
Lineage: Eukaryota; Metazoa; Chordata; Actinopteri; Cyprinodontiformes; Nothobranchiidae
Product: thyroxine 5-deiodinase-like
Biological process (GO): thyroid hormone metabolic process
Molecular function (GO): thyroxine 5'-deiodinase activity
Source: RefSeq, a predicted model, not a curated record
AUUAUUCAAAUGCAGCCGUACCUAUAAAAGGAGUGCCUGCCUGCGUCAGAUAGUUCUCUCCAAUGGCUAAAGGUGACUAAAUAUUAGUAGUGCCAGUCUCGCCCUAUCGGCAGGGGAUGAGAUGAUGGACGACUCCGGUGGAGUCCAAAUGGCGAGGACGCUGAAACACGCAGCCCUGUGCCUGAUGCUGCUGCCCCGGUUCCUCCUGGCCGCCGUCAUGCUCUGGCUCCUGGAUUUCUUGUGCAUCAGGAGGAAAGUGCUGCUGAAAAUGGGCGAGCGACAGGACGGGCCGGACGACCCGCCGGUGUGCGUGUCCGACUACAACAAGAUGUUCACCUGGGAGUCGCUCAGGGCCGUGUGGCACGGCCAAAAACUGGACUUUCUCAAAUCUGCGCACCUCGGGCAGGCUGCGCCCAACACCGAGGUGGUGCUGGUCCAGGAGCGAAAGCAGGUCCGACUCCUGGACUGCAUGAAAGGGAAGAGACCGCUCAUUCUGAACUUUGGCAGCUGCUCCUGACCGCCGUUCAUGACGCGCCUGGCGGCGUUUCAGCGCGUCGUGCGGCAGUACGCGGACAUUGCGGACUUUUUGGUUGUAUAUAUCGAAGAGGCGCAUCCCUCGGACGGGUGGGUGAGCUCGGACGCGCCGUACCAGAUCCCCAAGCACCGCUGCUUGGAGGACCGGUUGAGAGCCGCUCAGCUGAUGCUCACUGAGAUACCGGGGAGUAACAUGGUGGUGGACAACAUGGAUAACUCGUCCAACGCCGCGUACGGAGCCUACUUUGAGAGACUUUACAUCGUGAUGGAUGAGACGGUGGUUUAUCAGGGAGGCAGGGGUCCGGAGGGGUACCGGAUCUCGGAGCUGAAAUGCUGGCUGGAGCAGUACAGGAAGGAGCUGCUGGUUUCCCAAACAGCAGUCCUGUGCGUGUAGCUGAUUCCCCAACAUCCAGAUGCUGCUAAAACCGUCACACAUGGCACAUAGGUCGCUUAAAACAUCCAGAACUCUUAACAGAUAUAGAAGAUUUCAUGAUGACGCAUCUAGAUCUCAUUUAGACUGUCAGGUUGUGCGUCAUGACGUUAAUUGAUCGCUAUUUUCUUGGAUUUUUUUUAUGAUGGAAAAAUGUUAAAGCAAUUGAAUUUAGCUUCAGUUGGUGAUCACUUUAUUUUUCUACAGUGUGUGUGUGUGUGUGUGUGUGUGUGUGUGUGUGUGUGUGUGUGUGUGUGUGUGUGUGUGUGUGUGUGUGUGCGUGCGCGCGUGUGCGUGUUUGAGAAAGCGAGAGAACAUGAGUUCAGGCUGAAAUCUUCCUCUGGCGUCUGUGUGAAGUUCGGUUUUUAAACGGCGCAUCCAGAAAACCGACACUGAUGUUCCUGACACCAGCAGCGGGACCACAUGAGCUGGAUGCUCUCCUCACUGCUCGACUGUGAUGUUGAAACGAUGUAACUGAACAAAAUGUUUGUAAUAAAUAACAGAUUGCA